Molecule: messenger RNA, 1722 nt
Organism: Arthroderma uncinatum
Lineage: Eukaryota; Fungi; Ascomycota; Eurotiomycetes; Onygenales; Arthrodermataceae
Product: aflatoxin efflux pump
Exons: 5
Coding region: 1-1722 (573 amino acids)
Biological process (GO): transmembrane transport
Molecular function (GO): transmembrane transporter activity
Source: RefSeq, a predicted model, not a curated record
AUGCCUUCCCCAAGUUCGCCUUACAACGCCGAAACGGCGACGGAUAGUUCUAUAGAUGUGGAAAAGUCGGCGGCCGAUAUGCCUGUUCCAAAUGCGAAACCAGAGCCUCCCAAGCCUACCGAGAAGACUUUCAGUCUAAAGGUUAUUCUUCUUUUGAUCUCGGUUCUCCUAUGCAUGUUUCUCGUCGGCCUUGACAGAACCAUUGUCUCCACGGCGGUACCUACAAUCUCCAAUGAAUUCAAUGCUUUCAGUGAUAUUGGCUGGUACGGUAGCGUGUAUUCCUUAACCUGUUGCGCGUUCCAGCUCGCCUUUGGCAAGAUAUACGCCUACUUUUCAGUCAGGGCUACCUUUUUCGCGAGCAUGAUCCUUUUCGAGGCUGGCUCUGCUCUCUCCGGAGCUGCCCCUUCCUCGAUAGCUUUUAUCCUUGGUCGAGCGAUUGCUGGCGUUGGUGCGGCAGGCAUUUUCGCCGGAACUAUCAUGGCUGUUGUUUACGCAGUUCCCCUUGCCAGGCGACCUCAAAUUCAGGGUCUCAUGGGUGCCGUCAUGGGUGUUGCUACCAUCCUGGGUCCUCUCAUAGGCGGUACUUUCACCACCAAGGUGACUUGGCGAUGGUGCUUUUAUAUUAAUUUGCCCUUUGGAGCUGUCGCCAUGGUUGCUGCCUUCUUCCUCUUUGACGUCCCUGACCGCGAUUCAGCCAAGCUGCCUCUUGCGAAGAAGCUGGCUCAGCUUGAUGCUCCCGGUACCGCCCUUGUCGUUCCUGGUGUGGCCUGUCUUCUCCUGGCCCUUCAGUGGGGUGGCCAAACGUACGCCUGGGACAAUGGCCGCAUUAUUGCGCUGCUAGUCCUCGCAGCCGUGUUGCUUAUUGCAUUUGUUGCCUCCCAGUUUUUGCUCCCAAAGACGGCGACUAUUCCUCCUAGCAUCCUCAAGCUUCGCAGCGUCGCUGGCGCGGCUUGGGCUACCAUCUGCAUUGGCUCUUCGCAAUACAUCUUUGUAUACUACCUGCCCAUCUGGUUCCAAGCCAUCAAGAAUGUUGCUGCUGUGGACUCCGGUAUCCGUCUCUUACCAAUGAUGGUCUCCGUCAUAGUUGCACAAAUUGGCGGCGGAUUCAUCAAUCAAAAGAUCGGAUACUAUACGCCGCUGGGCAUUUUCGGAGUCACUGUUAUGUGUGUGGGCGCCGGUCUCCUCACAACUCUACAGGUUGAUUCGAGUGAAGGCAGCUGGAUUGGCUAUCAAAUUCUUUACGGUAUCGGCAUGGGAUUUUGCUUCCAGACAUCAAACCUCGCGACACAAACUGUUCUUCCCAAACCACAGGUGCCGAUUGGUAUGGCGCUGAUGUUCUUUGGCCAGCUUCUUGGUGCCGCAGUAUUUGUUUCUGUUGGCGAGAAUGUGUUAAGCAAUCAACUUCAGAAACGACUUUCUAAGAUCCCUGGGUAUAAUCCGGCAUUUAUUAGCUCCGCUGGUGCUACCACUCUGAUCGAUUCGGUACCGCCAGAGCUGCGUGGAGUUGCCCUUAGCGCAUACAAUGAGUCGCUCCGAAGAGUCUUCCAGAUCGGCUUGGUUAUGUCUUGCCUUGGUGUUCUUGGAAUCUACUCGUUGGAGUGGAAGAGCGUCAAGAAGCCAGGCAACCCCGGCGCCGGCGGACCGGGGGGGCCUCGUGGAUCUGGUAGCACAAGCAGUGACAAGCCGGGCGAGGAGAAGAAAGUUGCAGAGCCCGGAAAAUAA